Messenger RNA from Hevea brasiliensis (rubber tree), 1652 nucleotides. RefSeq names its product ankyrin repeat-containing protein ITN1-like. NCBI's taxonomy places the organism in Eukaryota, Viridiplantae, Streptophyta, Magnoliopsida, Malpighiales, Euphorbiaceae. Gene Ontology annotation, molecular function: protein phosphatase 1 binding; protein phosphatase regulator activity. The transcript has 2 exons. Gene Ontology annotation, cellular component: plasma membrane. The record is from RefSeq and is a predicted model, not a curated record. Bases 27 to 1493 code for a protein of 488 amino acids.
UUAACGUACCAGGCUAGAGAGUAAUCAUGGAAAGAAGGCCUACAGAAGAAAACAUAAUCCGGCUGUACACAGCAGCAAUGGAGGGUGAUGCAGACACAUUGGAAAGAUUGAUCCAAAAUGACCAAUGCAUUCUCAACAAAGUUUCACUCACCUCCUUCUCUGAAACACCCUUGCACAUAUCAUCUUUGCUGGGUCAUCUUGAUUUCACCGUAACCAUCCUAAGAAGAAACUCUAAAAUGGCUAUGGAGCUCGAUGCCAUGAAUCGCUCUCCACUUCAUUUGGCUUGCGCUGAGGGACAUACAGAAACUGUCAAAGCUCUGUUAGGUGCAAACAAUGAUGUUUGCUUGAUUCGUGAUCAAGAUGGUAGAGUUCCACUUCAUUUAGCCGCCAUGAGAGGCCGAGUAGAGAUUAUAAAACAACUGGUGAGUGAACGACCUGAGUCCACUUCAAUGGUGCUUGAUGGAGAUACAGUUUUGCACUUGUGUGUAAAAUAUAACCAUUUGGAGGCUUUGAAGUUGUUGGUGAGUUUUGCCUGUCAUGAUGAUGAGCUCCUCAGGGUAAAUGAAGAUGGCAACACCAUUUUGCAUUUAGCUGCUAUCCUGAAGCAGUUAGAGACUAUAAAAUACUUGCUUUCAGUAUUUGGAGUAAAAGCUGGAGUAAACACCUUGAACAAAAUGGGUUACACAGCUUUGGAUGUUCUAGAGCAUAGUCUCUGCCAAGACUUUUCAAGCUUGGAAAUUCGAAAACUUUUGAUGGAAGCUGCUGCUAUAAGAGCUAUGGACCCAAAUAAUCUCCAACCAAAACCAACUAUUGCAGCUAUAGUGUCUCGCAGUAAAGUAUCAACGGCAAAAACAUGGUUUAGAAAAUUCAAUAAGUACUUAGAAUACAAGGGUGAUUGGAUAGAAGAAACCAGAGGAUCCCUCAUGAUAGUAGCAACAGUAAUUGCAACCAUGACUUUCCAAGUAGGAAUCAACCCACCAGGAGGUGUCUGGCAACAAAAUACUACAAGCAGCAGCGAAGGUUCCUUUUGCAGCAGCGACAAUGUGUGCCGAGCAGGAACUUCAGUUUUUUCAUACAAUCCUGGAAUUUCCUACUACAGGUUCUUGACUUUUAAUAGCAUUGCAUUUGUUUCAUCUAUCAGUGUCAUCCUUCUACUUGUGAGUGGAUUUCCUCUCAAGAAUAAACUCUGCAUGUGGCUGUUGACGUUAGCCAUGUGUGUCACAAUCUCGUUUGCAGCACUUACCUAUUUAGCCUCCCUUGAAAUGGUGAACCCAUAUCAGCAAUGGGAUAAUUAUGUGUAUAUGUAUUAUAUUCAAAGGAGAACGAUUGAAAUAUGGGUUGCAUUGCUGAUUGUAGUUGGUGCUAUUUACACAACUCACUUCUUGUCUUGGUCUGCCAAAAAGUUGCGAGGUGGUUUGCGUUGUAUGUUACAGAGAUUCAGACAGAAGCAGCAGCAAACAAGUUCUCCAAGGGGGCAGGACAUUAAUAUUUAGAAAGUAUACAUUUGUGAAUCCUUUGUCAUGGCAUAGAUGAUCUUUAUUUGACCUAACCAUAGAGAAAACGCUUUAACCCAGGUAGUGAUGAAUUUCGAAACAUGAAAUAUGUAGUUUUGUAACAGCUAUUAAUAUUGCUUUGGUUUCAAUUAUUCUUGA